This is a messenger RNA of Phragmites australis (common reed), 2061 nucleotides long. RefSeq names its product alpha-1,3-arabinosyltransferase XAT3-like. The transcript is spliced from 3 exons. NCBI's taxonomy places the organism in Eukaryota, Viridiplantae, Streptophyta, Magnoliopsida, Poales, Poaceae. Bases 318 to 1766 code for a protein of 482 amino acids. The record is from RefSeq and is a predicted model, not a curated record. Gene Ontology annotation, molecular function: glycosyltransferase activity.
ACAUGCCAAGCUGAUGGCAUCAGCGCAGGCAGCUCUCCAUUAGGGCCUUGUUUAAUUGGCAAAUACGCUCUCAGAUCCAGCUUGGCAGCAGCAUAAGUUUAAACACUCGAGCGAAACAUAGCAUCUCGAGACUUCCUUCGCAUUCCCAGCCAGCCAGCUCGCUCCCUCUCCUCUCUCCUUUCCUUCCGAGCCGAGGAGAAGAGUAACGAAAGGGGGCUGCUUUGGGCAAGGCGAGCAGGCAGUCGCACCAGAUCUGGGCCGAGGAGGGGGAGGCAGGCUGCGGCAGCAAGGGGAGGAACCGGAGGAGGGAGGGGAAGAUGAAGUCGUCGCUGCGGAGCCGGCAGGAGCCACGGCGGGUGAGCAACGGCGUCAUCAUCGGCGCCAUGCUGCUCUCCCUCUGCGUCCUCAGCAUCGUCAAGGCCAGAUACUGCGCCACCCCCUUCGGCAAGGCUGAGGACCAGCUCCAGGAGCAGAUGAACUCCAGCAUCAGGAUGGAGACGGAGCAGUCGCCGGCCAGGACGCCGGGAGAGGAGGAGGAGGACGAGGAGGAGGUGACCACCACGGCGCCUGCGGUGACCAAGCCGGCCGCCGUGACCGCCGCUGGCCGCGGCAAGAAGGGGAAGGGGAAGGGGAAGUCGACGUGCUACAUGACGAGCAAGCGUUCGGAGCGGUGCGACGCGUCCGGUGACAUUCGUGUGGACGGGAACAAGUCCACCAUCUACGUCAGCGGGAUGGACAAGGAGUGGAAGACCAAGCCGUACGCGCGGUACCACGACCCCGUCGCCAUGGCCUACGUCCGCGAGUACACCCUCAAGCCGUUCGCCGCCGGCGGGGACACGGCGCCGGCGUGCACCAAGAACCACUCGGUGCCGGGCUUCCUCUUCUCCAACGGAGGCUUCUCCGGCAACCUGUACCACGACUACACCGACGUGCUGGUCCCGCUCUUCAUCAGCACGCACCAGUUCAAGGGCAAGGUGCAGUUCCUGCUCAGCGGGAUGAAGCCAUGGUGGGUGGGCAAGUUCAGCCCCUUCUUCCGGCAGCUCACCAAUUACGACGUCAUCGACGUCGACAACGACCAGGACGUGCACUGCUUCCCCCGGAUCGUGGUCGGCGCCACCUUCCACAAGGACAUGGGCGUGAACCCGGCCAAGUCACCGGGCCACGUCUCGGUGGUCGACUUCAAGCGCACCCUGCGGCACGCUUUCGGGUUGGAGCGCGCGGCGGCGUCUCGCGGCGGCGCGACGGGCCACGGCAAGCCCCGGCUGCUCAUCAUCUCCCGCCGCAACUCGCGCCGGUUCCUUAACGAGCGGGAGAUGGCGGAGGCCGCCACCGCCGCGGGCUUCGACGUGCGCAUCGCUGAGCCCGACCAGCACACGGACAUGGCCACCUUCGCGCGGCUGGUGAACUCGGCCGACGUGAUGAUCGGCGUGCACGGCGCCGGGCUGACCAACAUGGUGUUCCUGCCCCGCGGCGCCGUGCUGAUCCAGGUGGUGCCGUUCGGCGGCCUGGAGUGGCUGACGAGGGUGACGUUCAAGGACCCGGCCAAGGACAUGGAGGUGAACUACAUGGACUACAACGUACAGCUGGAGGAGAGCUCUCUGAUCGACCAGUACCCGAGGAAUCACCAGGUGCUCACCGACCCAUUCGCCGUGCACAAGCUGGGCUGGGACGCGCUCAAGACGGCGUACCUGGACAAGCAGAACAUCCGGAUGGAUCUGGACAAGUUCAGGAGCACCCUGCAGGAGGCGCGCAACCGGUUGCCAUGACCGUGAGCUCCAACUGCCCGGCCUGAAGGUGGGAGGUAGAUAGGUUGGUGUAUCUAUUCCAUGUGCCUUUUGCUCGCUUGACUCAAUUUCCCUCAUUUCUUCUUCUUUUAGCGAGAUUCAUUUGAUCCAUUGUUUUGUUGCAUAAAGAUGAACAAACAAGAACGUGUGUUGUUACAGAGGCCAGCCCAUUGUUUAAUUUAUACCCUUUUGUGAUUACGGGUUGCAUUAUAUAAUGCCAAUGUGUAAAGUAGUACUGUACUGCUAGCAAGGAUAAUCAAGCGUAUGUGGACAUUCA